ACACUGGAGCUUUAAAUGAGUCGGACCUCCCAAACCUACUCCAGACAAACCUCUAACAGGCGGGUCCGACCUCCUUUUGUCCCGCCCUCUGCUCCGCCGCUGUCCUCUCCUCUCCUGAACGCUGAUGUGUUACUAACUUCUGCCACCAAGUCCGAGAAAAUGUUCAACUUCGGAUCAAAGUUAUUGUUGCUUUUCCUCCUGGCCUUCCCCUGUGGACUCGUUUCCAUCGGCCAUGUGUCCGCAGAGUCAGACUCUGCUGAGGACAUUGCUGAGGAUGCUGAUGCUGCAGUAGAUGAGGAGGAAGAUGAGGAAGAGGUCCUUGUUGAGGAAGAUCAGAUACAAGCCUCAGAGGGUGAGGAAGAUGAGUCCGAUGAAGCUGCUGACAAGCUGUUAUCUUCUCACCCUGAUGCCGACACCACCAUCAUCUUCACGACAGGAGAAGAGUUUCCUGCCAAUGAAAUUGUGAGGUUCCUGGUGGGUUUCACCAACAAGGGGAGUCAGGAUUUCACCGUUCAGUCGUUGGAGGCCUCCUUCCGGUAUCCGCAGGACUUCCAGUUCUACAUUCAGAAUUUCACAGCUUUGCCCUUGAACACCGUGGUGCAGCCUCAGGCUCAGGCCUCCUUUGAGUACUCUUUCAUCCCAGCUCAGCCCAUGGCUGGUCGUCCAUUUGGUCUUGUUAUCCUCCUCAACUAUCUUGACACUGAGGGCAGCGUGUUCCAGACUGCCAUUUACAACCAGACUGUCACCAUCACUGAGAGAGAAGAGGGACUGGACGGAGAAACAAUGUUCAUGUACGUGUUCCUGGUUGGACUGGUGGUCCUGAUGCUCUUUGGGAUGUACCAGGUCCUGGAGUCAAGGACGAAAAAGAGGAUGCCAGUGAAAAUAGAGAAGGGCACUGGUGGGAUAAAUGAUGUGGACAUCAGCUGGAUUCCUCAGGAGACUCUCAAUGUCAUGAACAAGGCUUCCCCUAAAACAUCUCCACGGAAACGAACCAAGAGGGCAGCUGGAGCAGAUCAAUAAAACUGUCCAUUUUCCAUCCAUCAUCAUGCUGUUUCCAUCCAUAUCAUAUUAUUGAUUACCUUUCACAAUGAGUCAGCAUUGCUGGAAUACAAUUUCCAGCAAACACCAGUGUGUUAAAGAUGUUUGUAUGGAUCUCAGCCUCUCAGACGCUAACAGGACUCAACUACAGCUCAUUUUUAAAGCGACUUUUUUUAUCUGUAUGUGAGUGCGCGUGCGUGUGUGUGUGUGUGUGUGUGUGUGUGUGUGUGUGUAAGGUGAGAAAAGAGAAUAAAAUAAGUCAUUAAAAAUCAUGGAAAAACAAAAGAGAUAUGAUAUAAGCUGCCCCCCCAUGAAAGCUGUUAAGCCAUAAUAAUUUUGUUGAAGAUUGAUUUGUCAUCUGAAGGAUAAAAUAGAUUUUAUGACUUCAAAACAUUCAUAUUUCAUCCUCCUCUCUGUCUUGUAAACACCAUUGUGCCUUACCUGUACUGUGACUCUGAUCCCCUAUAAUCAACCCCUAUACAGUCACAUACAGCCACAUACAGUCACAUACAGUCACAGUAUGGCCGGAGGUUUGUAAAACUUUGAGUUGGAUGUGGUAUUUGUUUUACAGUGGGGCAAUGGCAGCUGCAAGUCUAACAAACAUUCAAACAGUGUUCUCUGGAGGUUUCUGCAGGUUAAUUUAUCUGUUUCAUCUCCUUACUGUUGUAAGAGGCUAGGUGAAGCAUUUCGAACUCUUGCUAGGUGCUAACGGUGCAGUCAGUCUCAGAUUGUAGGCCAUUAUUUGUGAUGAAAGAUCUUCUGAACAACAAUAAAAGGGUGAACAAAAUG
Molecule: messenger RNA, 1827 nt
Organism: Seriola aureovittata
Lineage: Eukaryota; Metazoa; Chordata; Actinopteri; Carangiformes; Carangidae
Product: translocon-associated protein subunit alpha-like
Exons: 9
Coding region: 16-1020 (334 amino acids)
Cellular component (GO): endoplasmic reticulum; endoplasmic reticulum membrane
Source: RefSeq, a predicted model, not a curated record